AUGGCAGUCUCAAAUAGUAAAUCCGCGUCAUUGGCCAUAGCAUCCGUGUCUCUGUUCAUGGUAUUGGUUAUGUUCGGUCCUAUCGCGGUCGAGGCACGUGCUUUUUUCGUUUUCGGCGACUCACUCGUCGACAGUGGCAACAAUAACUAUUUGGUGACAACUGCACGUGCCGAUUCUCCACCGUAUGGAAUCGAUUUUCCAACUCGGAGACCAACCGGCCGGUUUUCCAACGGUCUUAACAUUCCAGAUCUUAUCAGUGAGGCGAUCGGCAUCGAAGAGCCGCCGUUACCGUACCUAAGUCCAGAACUAAGGGGUCGGAGAAUACUUAACGGUGCCAAUUUUGCGUCCGCCGGCAUCGGAAUUCUAAACGAUACUGGCUUUCAAUUCAUAAAUAUUAUAAGAAUGUACCAACAACUCGACUACUUCCAACAAUACCAACAACGUGUGAGCCGCUUGAUUGGGAAACCGCAAACGCAGCGGCUCGUGAGUCAAAGCGUUGUGUUAGUCACGGUCGGUGGAAACGAUUUCGUCAACAACUAUUUCUUGGUGCCAUAUUCCGCUAGAUCGCGCCAAUAUGCUCUACCUGACUACGUCCGGUUGCUUAUUUCCGAAUUCAAGAAAAUACUAACGAGGUUAUCUUCGCUUGGAGUGAGUCGAGUUAUAGUGACUGGAGCUGGACCACUAGGAUGUGCACCGGCCGAGUUGGCAAGAUCAAGCUCGUCCAAUGGGAGAUGCUCAGCCGAGCUAGAACGAGCCGCGUCUCUAUAUGAUACUCAGUUGCUUCAAAUGAUAACCGAACUUAACAGAAAGAUUGGGAAAAAUGUGUUUAUUGCAGCAAACACUAACCAAAUGCAAAAUGAUUUUCUAACCACUCCACGAAGAUACGGAUUUAUAACGUCGAAGGUUGCUUGUUGCGGACAAGGGCCGUACAAUGGGAUGGGAUUGUGUACUAUAAUAUCGAACUUGUGUCCGGACCGAGAUUCAUACGUGUUUUGGGAUGCGUUUCAUCCGACCGAGAAAGCAAACCGCAUGAUCGUCCGUCAUAUCUUGACUGGAACCACUAAGUAUAUGAACCCUAUGAACCUUAGCUCUGCUCUUGCCCUAUGA
Microthlaspi erraticum is the source of this 1107-nucleotide messenger RNA. Lineage: Eukaryota; Viridiplantae; Streptophyta; Magnoliopsida; Brassicales; Brassicaceae. The record is from the annotation of a GenBank genome assembly.